Messenger RNA from Rhizopus microsporus ATCC 52813, 423 nucleotides. RefSeq lists its product as uncharacterized. NCBI's taxonomy places the organism in Eukaryota, Fungi, Mucoromycota, Mucoromycetes, Mucorales, Rhizopodaceae. The record is from RefSeq and is a predicted model, not a curated record. The transcript has 2 exons. The annotation marks the transcript as partial.
AUGCCCCACCUAAACGAUUAUGAUCAAUAUCCCUCCUUUGAAGAAUUUGAAAUCAUUAUUCAAGAUUACUUGAAAAAUCUAUCAUCCAAGAAAAGAGAUAAAGCCCUUAUUGAUCGAAAUCGCUAUGUUAUGAUUUUACAAGUAUUAAAGGAUCCAAGAAAUACUGCCAUAUCUACAGCACAAUUUCGAUUUUGGGUAAAAAAGAUGUUUCAAUUACAUGCCAAGCAAGUUGUUUGCCAUGAUGGUAAGCCAGUGGCCACACGAGAAGAGAUUUAUGGAAUAUUGGUACAUGCACAUCGCGAAGCUCAUCAUGGAGGAAGAGAUAAGACUUCUGCUUUGGUUCGAAGAAGGUACUCAUGGAUACCCAAGGAGCUGAUCGCACGAUUUGUUCGCCAUUGCCCUUUCUGUAUAGCUCGAAGAAAU